CUCAUACAUGCAUUGUUAAUACAUUGUGCUACUAACUCUUGCUUUACAGAACUUCACCAUUUCAUUUUUACCAGAAAAACCGGUAAUCAAUUCUUUAAUACGUUUUUUACAGUAUCUUAAAGGCAAGAGGGUCUUAACAAUCAUCACUAGGCUGGUUAAAAUGUGUCAUCUAGGGAGUUUCAUGUCAUAUUUCCGUGAGCGACGAUUAAUUGUUGAUUUGUUUGUAAUCGCUUUGGGCAUCAGUUGCUGGGUCUCAAUAAAUGGGUUAUGGACGCAAACACCAAUUUUAACGACUCAGUUACCAGAAAAAUGGAACCUUGCUUCUAGUAUCGUGAUCAUCAUACAAAUGGCAAACAUUGGACCAAUUGCCUUUGGAUUAUUUCGCAAAAAGCUGAAGUCAUAUGAAGGAAUUGUGAUCCACCUGACUCUAGCCAUUGGAGUCUUUUCCUCAAUAUUAUUAGCUAAAUUUUGGAAGACCACUGUACAAAUCGGGACAAAGGAACACAGCCUUCCUUUUCUAAUUUUAACUGGAUUCUUGGCUCUAGUCGAUUGCACCUCAUCAGUUCUUUAUUUACCCUACAUGGCUAAUUUCAAAUCCAAAUAUUUGAUGUCAUUUUUUGUUGGCGAAAGCUUGAGUGGUUUAAUUCCUAGCAUUGUCGCUCUUUUCCAAGGGGUCGGUGGUCAUCCAACAUGUGAAACAACAAUCAUAAACGGAACUAUUCACCGCCAUGCAGUUUAUCCUGAACCUAAAUUUUCUGUGGCAAUAUUCUGUGUCUUCUUGACGGUAAUAAUGAUUUUCAGUUGGGUUUCAUUCACUAUACUGAACUCAUCAUUCUGUCAUUCCGAGUUAUCUCGUGAAAAACCAAUGAAUAAAGAAGAUGAUGACGAUCAAUCGCCAAUCAUGGAGACAACGGAAACAUUUAAAUUAACCAGAAACAGGAUCCGUUACUUACUUUUCCUCCAAGCAUUGAUUAGUGCUUUAACCAAUGGUGUCCUUCCAUCACUUCAAAGCUAUUCAUGUGCUCCAUACGGUACCUUAGCUUAUAGCCUGGCCGUUAAAAUUUCUGGAUUAGCAAGUCCAAUCUGUGCUUUUUUAGCCUUCUUCUGGAAAUCAAAGAUAAACUUAAAGAUGAUAACUUCAUUUUUCUGUUUGGGGCUUUUUUUCUCUUCAUACACAGCUGUUACCGCUGUUUUAAGUCCAUCUCCACCUUUUGUUUCUUCUCCUUUCGGGUCUUUCCUAUUAAUAAUCUCGUGGACCGCAUUGAAGGGAUCCUUUACAUACACUAAGGCAUGUAUUGCUUCAGUAUUUCGUGAUUUCUCCAAGCGAGGACAGUUGGCCCUUUUUUGGGUUGGUGUUUUCACUCAAACUGGAUCAGCUAUUGGCGCUAUACUUACUUUUACUUUACUUAACUAUACCCAUAUCUUCAAAUCUUAUAAUCCUUGCUCAUGAGAGCCCUUGUAGCCCAAAUCGAUGAUUAGCUGAUAUGAUUCCUAAGCAUCUACAAAAUUUUACCUUGCAAGCUUGACCAUUAAUACGGACAGAAAGGCAAUUUUGGUUAGAGGUUAUUUCUGGUUAAAGACAUAUUUUGGCCUUUUAAAGUUGUCAUCGUAAAUUAAAAGUGAUAGUAACUGUAUGUCCAAAAACAGUUUAUCGUUAUUAAUAAACUAAUUUAAGUUAAA
Tetranychus urticae (two-spotted spider mite) is the source of this 1680-nucleotide messenger RNA. Its product is annotated as solute carrier family 52, riboflavin transporter, member 3-A. Gene Ontology annotation, molecular function: riboflavin transmembrane transporter activity. The record is from RefSeq and is a predicted model, not a curated record. Gene Ontology annotation, biological process: riboflavin transport. Lineage: Eukaryota; Metazoa; Arthropoda; Arachnida; Trombidiformes; Tetranychidae. Gene Ontology annotation, cellular component: plasma membrane.